AGCCUAUGGAUUAUAUUAAUGCGUUUAAAGGAGAGAAUACAAACUUGAAGAAAUUACAAUCGAGAAUCGAGAUGAGUGUAAGGGAAGAGAGGAGCUAAUUAGGGAGUAUACUUGAGCAAAGAAAGUAACUCUUAGAUGUGGGACUUUGGUGUAACUUAAUAACCUAGUAUACAACUUACAAGUAUAUUUAUAGAGGGAACAAUGAAUUACAGUGGGGCUUAAAAUGGGACAGCAAUUGAUAAAGACAGCAGGCACCACUACAUCACGCACAGAAGGCAGUAGCAGCUGCUCGACCCUUGGCUCGGGCGAGUAGGCUGGUCGAGCAGCAGAGAAUUCAGACAAUAAUGUGAUUAACAAGAUGAACACCAAUGAUGAUAGCUGUUUCCUCCUUCACUUCAUAAUGGGAACAUACUUCGGCCCCGAUCUUAAAGAGGAUGAAACUAAAAAGUCGGCUUUACAAAGGAUAGCCGAAGGUCUCCCACCCUACACACAGGAGCACCUGCAAGGUUCUCACAUCAGAACGUCUGAAAUCGAGCUAAUUUACUACUUUCUUCUCCGAUCAGCGGAUAGAUCACUUACUGUCAAACUACCCUUAUUGCAUCAGUUCAUCCAAGGACAAUAUCCUUCUGAGGGUGAAGGUUUUCUGACUCUCUUUCCUCCUCAUUUGCAUCCCCAAACGGAGUCACUCAACCGUAGUAGACUUGUAGCAGACGUUGUGUUCAUUCGGAAUCCAGCCACCUUUUACAUCCAGGACGAGGAUAUUGACAGGUUCAAGAGACUAGCACGGUUAGAAAAACUCUUCAUAGACAACGAUACUGUCGCAAAAUUGCUCAAUAGUACAUAUCUUGACGAGGAGGGCUCAGGUAAUGAUGAUAGGAUUGAGGAGGUGCCCAUCUUAAAUUACUACCGUGGUUGUCAAAAAAAAAGGCGGUUGGCUGAAAUAAUGGGGACUGCAAACCCGAAACCACAGUUGCAGAAUUGUAAUGGUGCAGCAAAAGCACUUCAAUUGGCUUUGCCAUCUUCAGCCAAACAAUCGAGAUCUGACAUGAGAUACGGACCUGGUAUUGUUAUUCUACCUUCGCAGGCUAGUAGGGACGAAUUGAAGCGUAUUGGGGAAAUAGUUAAAAAUGCAUAUGCAGUGACAGGAAGUGCUGCAAAGGGUCACAUUGGGUCGGUUAUUGGACUUAUGGACAUUGAAGAAUCCGAAGAUUCAUACCUCUUUCGUGUUGCCCUUCCAGGAGUUAAAAGAGAAAACCGAGCAUUCCAAUGUGAGGUCGAAAGUGAUGGUCGAGUGCAGAUCAAGGGAGAAACAGUGACUGGCGAGAAGAAAGUUUACCGUCACUCAGAAACGUUUAUUAUGCAAACACAAAACCUAUGCCCAUCAGGACCCUUUUCCAUCUCAUUUCAGCUGCCAGGUCCAGUUGAUCCUCGACAAUUUUCUGGUAGAUUCGGUACAGAUGCCAUCCUCGAGGGCAUCGUUAUGAAGCGAAAACCUUCAACGUGAUUUCAAUUUAACAUUUUUGUGACUUGUAAACUACCUGCUUGUCGGCACAGCCCUAGACUCUUAUGUAUAUAUUUUCAAAUAGGGAAUGCUGGUGCAUUCAGACUAACAAACCGAAGCAUUAACCUUAAAGUAGUAACUACCAGCCUUUUUUUUGAUGUAAAUAGUCGUGGGUUGGUUUCUUGCCCGAAAGAACAUGUUCGAAGAGCAAUCCAAUUCCCCUGCCGACACCAAUAGAUUUCUGCUAGGAGGCAAAUUCAACCCCUCCAAUUGAUUCCAACAAUCCAUGCACGGAAGAAAACUCAAUCCCUCCGGCCAGAGUGUCUAGCCAAAAGUAAAAUUUACACUACAGGAACACAUCCAAUACUACAAGUAGCUAAACCCCAGCUCAAUCUAAUACCAGCUGGUAGCAUUGGCUUUUUCUAUUUGCAUUUAAAUCAGAAAAAGUAGAUUAAAAAAUUAGAAGUCGUACUUUUUAGGUUUUUGUUUAAAAGCC
Molecule: messenger RNA, 1997 nt
Organism: Amaranthus tricolor (Joseph's coat)
Lineage: Eukaryota; Viridiplantae; Streptophyta; Magnoliopsida; Caryophyllales; Amaranthaceae
Product: increased DNA methylation 2-like
Exons: 4
Coding region: 359-1504 (381 amino acids)
Cellular component (GO): nucleus
Source: RefSeq, a predicted model, not a curated record